This is a messenger RNA of Gambusia affinis (western mosquitofish), 1259 nucleotides long. Its product is annotated as gap junction delta-4 protein. The record is from RefSeq and is a predicted model, not a curated record. Bases 75 to 1259 code for a protein of 394 amino acids. Gene Ontology annotation, cellular component: connexin complex. The transcript has 3 exons. Lineage: Eukaryota; Metazoa; Chordata; Actinopteri; Cyprinodontiformes; Poeciliidae. Gene Ontology annotation, biological process: cell communication.
UUGAAAAAUGUAGAGUGAAGUGUCACCUGCAGGACUUUUUCAACUUUAUUUUGAGAGCAUUAGGCUGAGUAACCAUGGUAGAAUCAAGUGUCUCUGAGGUCCUCUUUAUCUCUGUCAGUCACAGCAUCACUUUGAUGGGAAAGGUGUGGUUCAUUGUAAUGAUCUUCCUCCGGGUCCUGAUCCUCCUCUUUGCCGGAUACCCUCUGUACCAGGACGAACAGGAGAGAUUUGUCUGUAACACCAUCCAACCCGGUUGUGCAAACGUCUGCUAUGAUCUUUUCUCGCCCGUCUCCCUAUUCCGUUUCUGGCUGGUGCAGCUCGUCACCUUGUGUCUGCCUUACGUCAUCUUUGUCAUCUACGUCAUCCACAAGGUGUCCAACGCUCUCUCCGUGGCUCUGAACGCAACCGGACAUGCCAAAGCUUUUCAACUGUUCAAGGUCCACAAGGAGCAGUUCAACAAGACGUGUGUGAACAAGGUGCCAGUGGCGGUUGAGCAGAGAGGGGGGUUGCGGUGCUUCACGGGGGCCUACAUCCUCCAUCUGCUGUUCCGGACGCUGUUGGAAGCCGGCUUUGGGGCCGCUCAUUAUUACAUGUUCGGGUUCUACAUCCCCAGGAGAUUCCUGUGCCAGCAUGCUCCGUGCACCACCCAGGUGGACUGCUACAUCUCCAGGCCCACUGAGAAGACGGUAAUGCUCAACUUCAUGCUCUCUGUGGCCGCUCUGUCCCUUUUCCUCGAUAUUCUGGAUUUCAUUUGGGCCGUCAAACGAUCACUGAAGCAAAACAGCAAGAGGAAGAUGAUGGUUGAGAAAAUAUUUGAAGAGGAGCGCUGCUUCCUCUCUGCUGGUGUGGCAUCCACUUGCAGAGAUCCUAGCACAUCCACUACUCAACAAGAUAUAGAGGCCCAAUCCGAGAAAAUGGAAAAGCCUCCAUGCUGCAACGGUGGUAACAGUGACAUCUUAAUCUCCCAAGAGGAGGUUCUAGACAGGAAUGGCAGCGAGGUCGCCCUCUGCCCCCAGGAGACCAUAGCGACGCCAAGACCCAUUAGAGUCAGCAAACGCAACAAACUUAAACCUCCACCUCCACCCAGGCUGGACCUCAAACAACCCUCUGGGGAAUCAGUAGCACCGGUUAAAGAUGUUUCCAUGACAACUUCAGUCUGUACCCGGAGAGUGGGUCAGUAUUCACUGUUUGAACUUGGAAACGGUAUUGAGCCUCAAAGCGGUGAAGGCGGUCAGGAGAAAAGAUCAGAGUGGGUGUGA